AUGCUCUCUGCGUGGCAGCUGCCACCGGUUGCCCUCAGGUCCACAUCGGGCGCCUUCAAUGAUUUAUCUGACCAGAUCGCCAAGGCGGUAGGCCGACUUGGGGAACCCGCUCACCUGGACUCCACCUUUGAAGCCUUAUGGGCGGCUAUAGACGAGAGGGUAGUCGAUGCCCUAUGGCUGGUGCCGCGGCACCCUGCCAUUGACGCGCGCAUGCCGCCGCUGCAGCCAAACGGGACCUGGACGGCGGCCAGCUGCGCCAUUGCAUCCAAACUCCCCUGCCGACCCUUUUGCAUGACCCAGAGCGUGCGAGAGGCCAAGCCCAUCUCGGUCUGCUGGCGCUUGCUACAGUACAAUGCCCUCUCACUCAAGGCCCCAGGUGCCCUGGAGUUGAUUGAGAAAGGCCUGAACAAGGCAAGGGUCGAUAUCGCUGGGAUCCAAGAAACUGGACUCCACAGGGACGGCAUCUCUACCACGGGUGCAUUCUGGGUCCUGAGCGGUUCCUGUUCAGAUUCGGGCCAAGGGGGCACACAGAUCUGGGUCAGAAAAACAGAUCGAUGGGACCCUAAGGCCUUCUCAAUCCUGCAUUGCGAGCCGCAGAUCUUGAUUGUCUUGGGGCAGUACCAAGAGGCCCGCGUCCUCUUGGUGUCCGCACAUGCAAUGACGGCGACGACCCCUGCAGACAAACUCCAGGACUGGUGGCAACAUUUGGGGGUCGUGCUACACCGCACUCCCUCCAAAUGCCUCCCAAUCUUCUUCUUGGACGCUAAUGCUACAUUCCAGAGACACCCCGAUGAUCCCGACACCCUGGCUGCCCAACCGGCAUAUCCCGAUGGAGAGCCGGUGGUCACCUGGAUCAGUCCGGCUGGAGUCAAGAAGGCCAUUGACUACAUCGCCUUCCCCACCGCUUGGCAAUCCUGCUGCACCCUGCUGCAAUCGCCGAAGCUUGGCGACCUAUACGAGGACAUCGACCACCAGCCGCUCCUCCUGCGGAUCGAGCUCACGCUGGAUGGGUCUCCCAGGGGCCAGCGGUGUACGAUAGAUCCACGCCUUUGGCAGGACGAUGGCGCCAGCGCACUGGUCACCACAGCAGCCAUCACCUGUCCUGUCGUCCAAUGGUCUGAACAAGGUGUACCCGACGUGCACAGAGUGUGGCUGACAGAGCUUACCUGGAAGCAGCUACGCGCCGCACUCUGGGCGGACAGGGCCGACUUCACACGGCGCAUGCUGCAGCAAGCCCGAUCGGAUGGGCCAGCCGCUUUCGCCCACAGACUGCGGGCUAUCCUCCGAACGGGUCGCCGCUACAAGCCGUUUGCCUUGCUGCCGAGCCUCUCGGAUGUCCAGGCCCCGGCGGCCCCACUCCGCGGACAGUCCAUCGUUCUCCUGGAAUGUGACAAUAAAGCCUGCCAGACUGCCCACCGGGACAGCUUGCUCAGCCUCCUGCCCACUUUGGGCACUGCCGAUCAGUUUGGCGGCAGGCCAGGGGUUCCCCUCAGCCACCCGGCCUCCUUUGUCAAGGCGCACCUUCUCCAGCUCCGCCGCACCGGGGCGUCGGGGGCCAUCCUGUUCAUAGACGCCACUGCAGCCUACUACACCAUCACCAGAGAUUUCCUGUCCCUCACGAAGCAGCAGCGCUGCGAUGAUGCAUUCCUCCGCCGCCGGGCAGCCAUGCUCUUCACUGAGCCCGACUUACAGGAGCGAUUUGUGGCAAUGGCUCGUGAGGACAUGGCUGCCGCCGCUUUUGCCGACCAUGAGGAGCUGCGGAUCUACGUCCAAAAGCAGCUUGAGCUUACCUGGUAUGUCAGUCGCCAUGAUGCGGACUCCGCCUUCGUCGCGGGAAGUGGCACGGUUCCUGGAGCGCCACUUGCGGACCUCCUUUUCUCCAUCAUCUUCGGGGGCAUACUCCGCCGCACCAGGGAGUUCCUCAUCUCAGCAGGAUACCAUGCCAGCCUUACCCGCGCUGAUGCCUCCAAGCCUGGCUUUACGCCGACUUGGGCGGACGACGUGAGUAUCCUGGUGCGAACGACGGCUGCCAGCCAGGUUACCACUGCCGUGUCCCAGGCCAUGGAGUUCUUCACCGAAGAGCUGCUGGCGGCAGGCAUGAGCGCCAACCAUGGGAUGGGGAAAACCGAGGCGUUGGUGGCCCUACACGGGGCAGGGUCCAGACAGGCCCGACGUGAUCUGCUGGGCACCGAGUCACCGCAGAUAGAGUUUGCCACACGCCAUGGCCCCGCUCAUAUUCGCCUGGUCCAGACCUACCCUUAUCUAGGGUUUCUGGCACAAGCCGACAAUCAAGCUCUGCCAGACAUACUCCGGCGAAAAAGCCUGGCACGUGAGGUAUAUCUGCCGGUGAGGAUCUUGCGCAAUCCGGCGCUUAGCUUCUCCGAAAAGCAGCUGGUGCUAAAAAGCCGCGUGAUCAGCCGAUUUUUGUAUGGCUCGGGGCUAUGGACCAUACGGACUCGGAGGGAAUCCGAUGCGGUGGCCGAGGCUCUCCACAGCUUCUACAGAGGCGCGUUCCAGCCGCUGGUCGGCAUCUCGAGCCGGGGCUACUCUAGCCUUGAAAUUGCCGGCAUCCUGGAGCUUCCUCUUCCGGAGGAGCUCCUUCACGUCGAGCGGACUCGGGUUAUCUGUCAGCUCGCCAGAGCAGCUCACCAUGACGUCCUGACGGAGUUCCACCUGGACUCCACAUGGUGGUCGGAUGCCUGCACUGCCCUACAGGCUGUCGGUAUCCACAAGGCAAGCACUGAUGACUUUGCGGAAAUCAUCCGCUCUGCCAGCAUGGAUAAUGCCAAGGUGAAGGCGGCCUGCAGGCGCUACCUUGCCACAGCCGUUCAGGGACGAGCCGUUGACCGCACAACUCUCCGACAAAGGCCACCCUGCGAGGGUGUCGAGGUGACGGCGGCCAGCAGCACCCUCCUGCCCUGGCACUGCGACCACUGCCAAUGUGCUUUCUCUACCCACAAGGCUGUGGGAGCGCAUAGAGCGCAUAAGCACGGGAUCCGAUCCCUCCCAGCGGCUUGCGCAGUGGGCUCGCGUUGUGAAGUAUGUUGUGUAGAAUUUUGGACGCGGGCUAGAUUAGCCCAGCAUCUGAAAACACAGGCACGGUGCCGUCACAUUUACGACCAUGCAGACAUUCGUGAUACACCUGCCAAGUGUGAAACGGGGGCACAUGCUUGGAGACCAAGCAUGGUGACCGCCGGUCCACGCCCAUGGUGGACGAUGCUGACGCCAGCACAGGACGGCUGA
Symbiodinium sp. CCMP2592 is the source of this 3243-nucleotide messenger RNA. NCBI's taxonomy places the organism in Eukaryota, Dinophyceae, Suessiales, Symbiodiniaceae. The record is from the annotation of a GenBank genome assembly.